AUGGCUCGAGACUUUCCAGAGUCUGAGGAGGCUGCGUACUGGAGGAGGGUCAACACGGCGGUUCCCUUGACGUUUGCUGCCCUGGCGACGGUUGCGUACGCGCUGAGGGUAUACGCGACCUUGGUGCUGGCGCGGCGGGUGAGGGUGGAGGAUUUCUUCAUGGGCUGCGCCGUGCUCCUCAUGAUUGGGAACACGGCGUCCGUAUUGCUGAAGGCCUUUAACGGCAUCGGCGUCCCGGACAAGGACCUCCCGCAUUACAGACAAGUCAACUUUAAACUAGGCUCCUGGCUCGUCAUCAAGUUCUGGUCGGCGUCGAUGAUAUUCGCCAAGCUCGCCAUCAUCCUGUUCCUCCGUCGAGUCACUGGCGUGAACCGCACGGCUCGCGCCGCGCUGGACACUCUGGCCGUCCUCGUCGUCAUAUGGGGCGCUUCCAACUUCUUCUACACGACGUGGUUCUGCAAGCCUGUCGCGUACUACUGGGACCGCACGAUAGAGGGCGGCUGGUGCGUCGACAAUGACCUGUACAUGAUUGAGAGCAAAAUCAUUGCCAGCACCGCCGUGGCCAUGGACGUUGCCAUGCUGUCGAUCCCGAUUCCGACGAUUUGGCAUUUGCAAAUCCGGCUGCGGCAGAAGAUUGGCAUAACCUUUAUCCUCUGCAUUGGUGUUGUUUCGACACGGCAAACCUAUCCAGUGAGACCUACUUCCCGCCCCUUGUUCAUCCGGCAAGUUUGUACUGACGUUUUUUCCUCCGAAGCAUCGAGCAUCCUCGAAGGUUUGUGGACCGUCCUAGAAAAUUACUUCACCGUGCUAUGCGGCUGCCUGCCCCAGCUGGGCCCUUUGUUCAGAAGGUCGACGAAAGAAAAAGAAAUGAGCACCGGCCCGGGCAGCGGCUACCUGGGGUCGUACGACGCGUCCAAGAACAUCCGGUCCUGGGGCUUCCAGAAGAUGAGCGCCAUCGAGACGUCUGUUUGCGGUGCACACGAUGCCCCCGUCCAGGCGCGGUACAACAGUUCCAAGGAGCAGCAUAACUCGUCCGAGCUCGAGCUCAAGGGCAUCGAGGUCCAGACGACGAUCAACCAGGAGAUUUCUAUAGGGACGCGGAGCGAUGACGAGUUUCACAUGCCCCUGGACGGGCGGCGAUGA
This is a messenger RNA of Metarhizium robertsii ARSEF 23, 1143 nucleotides long. RefSeq lists its product as uncharacterized. NCBI's taxonomy places the organism in Eukaryota, Fungi, Ascomycota, Sordariomycetes, Hypocreales, Clavicipitaceae. The transcript is spliced from 4 exons. Bases 1 to 1143 code for a protein of 380 amino acids. The record is from RefSeq and is a predicted model, not a curated record.